Chrysemys picta bellii (western painted turtle) is the source of this 877-nucleotide messenger RNA. RefSeq names its product mitochondrial ribosomal protein S25 (gene MRPS25). The record is from RefSeq and is a predicted model, not a curated record. NCBI's taxonomy places the organism in Eukaryota, Metazoa, Chordata, Testudines, Emydidae. Gene Ontology annotation, molecular function: structural constituent of ribosome. Gene Ontology annotation, cellular component: mitochondrion.
GCGGAGAGCACGUGUUUCCUCUCCCUUCCUGCCGGGCCCAGCCGCCUUAUUUCCCCCGUGCGUUGGGGGCUGCGGGGCUGAGCAGCCGGGCCCGCCGCGUGCGGGCUGUGCCCGAGGGAGCCCCCUGCCAGCUGCAGCCAUGCCGAUGAAGGGCCGGUUCCCCAUCCGCAGGACCCUGCAGUACCUGACCCAGGGGGAGAUCGUCCUCAAGAGCGCGGUGAAGGUGAUGACUGUGAACUACAACACCGCGGGGCAGCUGAGCGAGGGGGCCAGAAAAUUUGUGUUUUUCAACAUCCCUCAGAUUCAGUACAAAAACCCCUGGGUCCAGAUCGUGAUGUUUAAGAACAUGACCCCUUCGCCGUUUCUAAGGUUCUAUUUAGAUAGUGGUGAGCAAGUCUUGGUUGAUGUGGAAGAUAAAAGCAACAAAGAGAUAGUGGAGCACAUUAAAAAAAUCUUGGGUAAAAGCGAGGAAACACUAAAAAAAGAGGAGCAAGAGAAAAAGCAGCUCUCUCAUCCUGCAACCUUUGGACCCAAAAAAUAUCACCUGCGUGAAUGUAUGUGUGAAAUUGAAGGCCAGGUUCCCUGCCCUGGUCUAGUACCGCUGCCUAAAGAGAUGACGGGCAAAUAUAAAGCUGCCAUGAAAGACAAAGCCACAGCCUGAUUUAACAAUCAGGCAAUUUGCUGACAGACGAGGUGCUUCAGUAACUGCGGCCGACUUCAUAGCCUCUCCUCACACCCCCAAAAAACUGGUCCAUGUUAUUAGAUGAAAGUCCUUGAUUCACAAGAGGUCUUUUCAUAGAUAUGGUUGGACCCAUUAAUGUUGGUUACGCAGACAAGUGGAAGAAAAUAUUUUUAAAUAAAUCUUUUUAAAACGUCA